UCCUCUCCCCCUUCUUCCUCGUCCCUCUGCUGCUGCCGCUGCUGCUUCUCCCCCUUCCUUCUGUGCCACACACUCGCGAGGAGAGGAGAGAAGAGGAGGAGGCGAAGAAAAAAAAAACCUAAGCGCUUUUCCCUUUCGGGAAAUUCCGCGCGCUCGCCUCCCCCGCCGCGGCGCCACCGCCGCCGCCCCCGCCGCGGAUUCGCCGCCUUCCUCAGGCGGCGCAGCGUGCCGCGCAGGCGUCGUCGUCUCGGUAAUCGCGCGAGGGGUCGUGGUCGCUCUGGGAUGGGGUUGUGGCGCUGAGAUGGUGGUGGGCGGCGCGAGGUUGUGUUCGCCGUGAGGUAUGGUUCCCAACCGCUGAAAUUUGGGGGGGCGCGGAGGAUGGUCCGGCGAGGGGUGAUCUCAUUGCGAGCAGGAUGGCGGGGACGCAUGGUUUUCGUAGGGUAGGCGUGGUCGAGAUGGAAGCGGCGACGGCGGCUGAGGUGGCCGGUGCCGGCAGCGGCACGGAUGGCGAUUUGCAGAUUAAAGGCAGCAAGGAGAAUGGUCAGACUGCGGAGCAGCCGGCGGCCAGCGAGGCGCUUGAGAUGCCCUCCACUCCGCUCCCGCUCCCGAGGGACAUAGAUUGGUCGGAGCAUUUCUCCUUCUUCAAUUCGGUGGGCGGGUUUGGGGGCAGCAUGGAUGGCGCGAGGGGCUUGACUAGUGUUGGCCUAUCUAAUUCUGAGUCGAGGCCGGAUAGUGUAACCCAGAUCCAGAGCUGUUUGAACAAUGCAGACGAGAGGGUUGAGGAGCUCACAUUGAAAAAUUGCAUCAGCUCCGAUGCGCAACAUGAGGUUUCAGCUGGUGGAAGCACGAGCAGCGGGGAGAAGCCUACAGUUAUGAGGGGUCUGUGGGGUAAUUUUACAAGGAUGUCAUGGAGAGCUAGCGACGUGGCUAACAGGGAAAAAUUAGCAGCGAAUCGUGGUGACGUUGCAAACUUGAGGGUCGGUGACAUGCCCAUCAGGGAAAAUUUGGCGGUGAGCUUCGGCAACAAUAUGAUCUCACGAAAUGAUGCAUCCAACAAGGAAAUGGGAAUGAGCCAUGGGGAUCAUGCGAAUAACGAGUUCAAUUUGCCGUUUGGUAAUCAGCAGCCUUUUCUGUCUCCACGGCCUAAUCAGAAUGAGCAGCGAGUUGAAAGGGAGAAUGCUCUCAUAGUGAGUAGCUUUUCAGCUAGAAUUCUGGAUCAGAUGAGGAGUAAGAAUGUAACACCUUCGUCUGGGGUUCAGAGCUUCCCAUUUAAGAGUGUGUUGAAGGGUAAAGGUGUUGUAUAUCAAGGUGCACGAGAGGAGAUCCAAGUUCAAGGUAAUGCAAGGACCAGAGCCCCUAUGGAUAAGAUUCGCAAGAUCCCUAACAUACCACAGGAUUCCAUGGCUAGAAUGGAUGGUACAAUCUUUGGCAGUGGUGGAAAUGUUUUAGAACCACAGUGCGAGGGAACCAGCCUAAGGGAACUAAUUAAGCCUGCACGCCAAACAAUGAGCAAGUUUGAGAAAAUGCACUUCUUUAAGCAGAUUCUUGAUCUCGUAGACAAAUCUCAUGCCCAGGGUUUUAGUUUACAGCAUUUGCGCCCAUCAUACUUUACUAUCUCAGCCUCAAACCAAGUAAAAUAUAUUGGUUCUUAUGGUACCCAAGAUUUAUCAGCCCCAAGCAAACUGGAUAUUGCGACGGAUGAUAUUUUCAAUACAAAAAGAUACCUUGAUCCCAAAGUUGAGUCCCAAGAUUCUAAUGGCGAUAAUGCUUCAAUCACAAAGUAUCAAAAAGUUGGUGAACAAGGAUCCAUUGCUGUAAGGCGACCAGUGCAUACCUUUUGGGCUAAUCACAGAGGGGGCAACCAAAGUGAAGGUGUUGAUCCUGGUGCUUUGUGGCAGGGCAAUUCGAGCUGCACUGUCCGAGAACGUUUUAAGGCUGCAGAACCUUUCUAUGGUGGCAGUAUGCCCUAUGCUCAACGACCAUCAAGUUCUGGCAACCAACAGUCAGUAUUUGAAUUGAGGAUGCUGGAGGAAAGCUGGUACAGAAGUCCAGAAGAGAUCAGUCAGUUGAAAGGCAUACUUCCAUCAAACAUCUACAGCCUUGGGGUUCUUUUGUUUGAGCUCUUUUGCUGCUGUGAAACAUGGGAGGUACAUUGUGCUGCAAUGUCAGAUCUCCGUCAUCGCAUUUUGCCCCCAAAUUUUCUUUCAGAAAGUCCUAAAGAAGCUGGUUUCUGUCUUUGGUUACUCCAUCCAGAUCCCUGUUCUCGGCCUAAGGCAAGAGAUAUUCUAGGGUGUGACUUGAUAAAUGAGGGUCGAGAUUUGUCCUUGUUAGAUAAUAAAACACCAGUUGCUGUCAAUGAAGAAGACACCGAAUCUGGUUUGCUACUGGGCUUCCUUUCUCAACUCAAGGAAGAAAAGGAGAUGCACGCUGCCAAAUUGUCAGCUGAUCUUGCGAGCUUGGAAACAGAUAUCGCAGAGGUUGAGAAAAGACACUCAAUGAGGAUGGGAUUUAGUUUAGAGGACAUGGAUGUACUGGCAGGUUCUAAUGAUCUCUCAGGAGCUUCUGCAUGUGCCCUGGGAGGUGCAUCACUCUCAGGUUUGCCACCAUCUUUGUGCAGAUCGAGCAUAUAUGAGGAGCGGGUCAUGAGAAACUUGGAGCAGCUUGAAAAUGCAUAUUACUCCAUGAGGUCCACCAUUGACACAUCGGAGGCCAAUAUAAUUAAACGAGUUGAUAAUGAUGCUUUAAGGGUUCGUCAAAAUUUUCACGAGCUGCAUAGUGAUGCUAAUGCUAUCGAUGAGCAAGCAGACCCCCUUGGAUGGUUUUUCGAUGGCUUAUGCAAGUAUGCCCGGUAUAGUAGGUUUGAAGUACGGGGAAUUCUGAAGAAUGCAGAUAUACUUAACUCACCAAAUGUGAUUUGUUCGUUAAGUUUUGAUCGGGAUGAAGAAUAUUUUGCUGCUGCUGGUGUUUCAAAGAAAAUUAAAAUAUUUGAAUUUGAUGCCCUUUUAAAUGAUCGUGUUGAUAUUCAUUACCCAUUGAUAGAGAUGCCUAGCAAAUCCAAGCUUAGCUGUGUCUGUUGGAACAGCUACAUAAAAAAUUACUUGGCAUCAACAGACUACGAUGGCACUGUUCAGUUGUGGGAUGCAAGCUCGGGUCAAGGAUUCACGCAGUUUACGGAGCACCGAAAAAGAGCUUGGUCUGUAAGUUUCUCAGAGGUGGAUCCAACUAAAUUGGCAAGUGGAAGUGAUGAUUGCUGCGUGAAAGUUUGGAGUAUUAACCAGAAAAAUUGCACUGAUACCAUCAGAAACGUGGCCAACGUGUGCUGUGUACAGUUCUCCCCAUACUCCUCUCGUAUGUUAGCUUUUGGCUCGGCUGAUUAUAAGAUAUACUGUUAUGAUCUGAGGAAUACAAGAAUCCCAUGGUGUACUAUUUCUGGGCAUGGAAAAGCUGUCAGCUAUGUACGAUUCUUGGAUCCAGAAACACUUAUCUCUGCAUCAACUGAUAACACCUUGAAAAUAUGGGAUCUCAACCAGACUAAUUCCAGUGGAUUAUCUACUGAUGCCUGCAGUAUGACGUUGAGUGGCCAUACCAAUGAGAAGAAUUUUGUGGGGUUAUCUGUUCACGAUGGAUACAUAACUUGUGGUUCUGAAAAUAAUGAAGUAUUUUCUUAUUACAAAACCUUUCCCAUGCCAAUAACUUCUCACAAGUUCGGUUCAAUCGACCCAAUAACUGGACAAGAGACAAAUGAUGAUAACCAACAAUUUGUGUCCAGUGUUUGCUGGCGAGGGAGGUCGAACAUGGUAGUGGCUGCCAAUUCUACUGGCAGCAUUAAAGUGCUUGAGCUUGUGUGAAUAAGUUGAUGGGAACUUUAGUGAAUGGGAAGAUCUGAAUCCUAAGGUUGCCAUACUGCAUGGUUGAUGCUUAGCUGCCCUUGUAUAUUUCCGUGAACGUCUGCCUUCGCAGCAGGCAGCUACUCAAGCAUCAACCAUCCUUCGGUUCUGGGCUUCAUUCCAUCAGAGCAUUUGCAACACUCAGUUUACCCCAUUCAAGCAACCUACAGCGCCAAACUAUUGGUGGUGAAGAGAUCGGCGAACAAAGAGAACAAAGAGAUCUUCGAAGGUAUGAAAGGUACUGGCAAUUCUUGAAGAUGAUUGCCACCACCAAAAUAUUUUGUUUGUAUGGCGUUUUGACAUAGUACAAGUCAGCAUUUUAAGGAGGGCCUUAGGGGUCUGUACAGAUUAGGGUCACAAAGGGUCGAUGUAAUAUAAUAUAUCAUGAAAUUGGAUAUGCUUUUGGGCUAAAAAGCCUUACAUGAUACAUCUACUCGAGAAAUAUCACUGGGAAUUAACUCAGUUUUGAUGUGCAGUGGCAAGCCGUCUAGUACAGUUAGAAAAAGGUGAUUUUGUAUCUUGAAGAAGAUUCGGAAGAGUAAUCUAGAAAAGGUGUCUGUAGUUUGAAAUAGAAAGCUUAAUCAAUUUUUGUGUAUAGAGAGACCUUGCAACAA
Molecule: messenger RNA, 4501 nt
Organism: Oryza sativa Japonica Group (Japanese rice)
Lineage: Eukaryota; Viridiplantae; Streptophyta; Magnoliopsida; Poales; Poaceae
Product: protein SUPPRESSOR OF PHYA-105 1
Biological process (GO): photomorphogenesis
Molecular function (GO): protein binding
Source: RefSeq, a predicted model, not a curated record